Molecule: messenger RNA, 3178 nt
Organism: Cygnus olor (mute swan)
Lineage: Eukaryota; Metazoa; Chordata; Aves; Anseriformes; Anatidae
Product: carbonic anhydrase 15-like
Exons: 7
Coding region: 376-1287 (303 amino acids)
Cellular component (GO): plasma membrane
Molecular function (GO): carbonate dehydratase activity; zinc ion binding
Source: RefSeq, a predicted model, not a curated record
GACAGCCCCGGCACAAGGGCACGGCUCUGUUUCGGUGCCCUCCCUGCCUUGAGAGGCACCUGCCCUCGGUACGCCUAGGGGCACAUUGUUUGGAAGCACACAAAUAGCUUGUAAAAGGUUAAUUAAGGCUCAAGGAGCAUUUAAUCAGCUGUUACAGCCCAGCUGCUUUAUAGCCCUCGGGUGCACGUGCACCGUGCCCGGCCACCACAGCAGGUCAGCCGUGUCCAGGAGCGUGAGUGGCUGGGCUCUGCUUAUUGCUGCCCCGCAGAGAUUUGACUUCACAACAGUUCAACCAAACCGGGCAGCAGCCAGGGCUGGUUUUGGCUGAGGAGCGGGGCUGGCAGGGGGCAGCCAGGGCUGCACAAAGCCGGCCACAUGCCCUGGCAGGGCUGUGGGGACUACCCCUUAAUGAAGGCAGCGGGCCCCAGCCACUGGAAGGAGCUGAAGGCCACGUGCGGCGGCAGCAAGCAGUCCCCAGUUAACAUCGACAGGCGCCGGCUGCAGAGGGACAGCGGCCUUGGGGACAUCGUCUUUGAGGGCUACGACCAGGCCCCCCCGGGCAAGUGGACGCUGGUGAACAAUGGGCACACGGUGAUGCUGAGCCUGGAGGGUGAGCCGGCCUCCGAGCACAUCGCCAUCAGCGGCGGGGGCCUCCCCGGCCGGUACCGCGCGCUGCAGCUCCACUUCCACUGGGGCAGCCUGGCCGGGAAUGGCUCCGAGCACACCCUGGACGGGCACCAGCUCCCCAUGGAGCUGCACAUCGUCCACAUCAACGUCAAGUACCGCACCCUGGGGGAGGCCAAGGGGCACCCGAGCGGGCUGGCCGUCCUGGGCUGCUUCUUCCAGGUCUCUGAAGCCCCAAACCCCAACUACAACACCAUCGUCAGCGGCCUGAGGAACAUCUCCCACGCUGGGCAGUCUGUGGACCUGGCCUCCACCUUCCGCCUGGGCACGCUGCUGCCACAUGCCAGCCGGCUCUCCAGGUACUACCGCUACCAGGGCUCCCUCACCACCCCUGACUGCAGCGAGGCCGUUGUCUGGACCAUGUUCGAGGAGCCCGUGGACAUUGGCUGGGCGCAGCUGCGGGCAUUCGUGAACACCGUCUACUUCCCGGCCUCGGGCCCCAUGCCCCUGAAGAUGACCGACAACUUCCGCCCGCCACAGCCACUCCGCAGCCGCAAGGUCUUCGCCUCCAGGGACGCCACCUCGAGCCGCGGCUGCCCCUGCCACCUCCUGUCCCCCCUGCUCCUGCUGGCCCUGCUCAGCCCCCUCUCGCCAUCCCCAUAGGGUCCAGCAUCCCCUGCCUGUCGCCUCCUAGCCCCCAGCAUCAUUGCACAGAUUUGAGGCGACGUCUGAUUCAUGGGAAAUGGGGAAAAAUGGUUAAAAAAAAAAAGCACGUCAGGACAGCAGCUGGGCCAGGGUGCUGCAGCCCUGGCUGGUGUGGACGUGGGGCUCGGCUAUAGGGUCUGUCGGGGCUGGAAUAAAGGAGAGCUCCUGGCCCCAUCGCUGCCUCCGGCUCCGUGUCCCUUCAGCAGUGACAGCGCUGGGUAAGUGGCAUGGGGGGCAGCGGCGAGCUGGGGGUGGCAGGAUGGGGCCAGGCUGGCUCUGUAAUGGUGCACAGCUCUCCCGUGAGCCCCAGGGGCCAAAUCCUGACCCAGCACGUGUCCCUGUGGUUGCUGUGUGUGCUGACGUGGCCACGUUGCCUUCCCCCGGGCCCUGUCAUGGGGACGUGGCACAUUUCAGCCCCACGGGGUGCAGCACGGGGAAUUUGUGGCCCAUUCCCAGGAGCUAAUUUUAGGCCAGCAGAAACUGCUGCAGCUGUGCCUGUGCUGCCCGGCCCCGCGCCUCAGGGCAGAGCCACGCAGAGUGGUGGCCCAUCGUUAUGGUGCUGAUGCUCCAGGCACUUCCAGCCUCUUCCAAAGUUAUGGGAGUAAGAGCACAGGUCCUCGGCCAGCAGCAGAGGGGAGCUGCUUGGGCUUUUCUUCAUUUCUGGGGGGAAAACGGUGCUGCAGCCCUGUGCGGAGCCAGCCAGGGCCAAGGUGUGGGUGCGCUGCAGAUCCAGGGAGCCCAGGGGACCCCCAGCAGCCACAGAGCAUUUGUGGACCCCACAGCCACUGCCUGAGCAUGGAUCCUUCAGGACAGCCCCUGGGAGAGGGCCCUGGCAGGGCUGAUGGGAACCCCUGGUGAGAGGGAGCUUCCUGGGGGGCUGCAGCAGCCAUGGGUGCAGGAGGGUGUCUGAACAUCCCCCAUGUGUGGGCCUUGGGCUCCCACUGAGGGCCGCAGAUGGGAAGAGGCGUCUUGAGCAGGUGGCCUGGAUGGUGUCUGGCAAUGACCCCGUGCACUGACUGCAGACCAGAGCGAAGGCUGAGCCCAAGCUGGGUCUGGCCUGAGACCUUCAUGGAGGAGCAGUUUGUUGGACCCCGGGGGUGCUGGUGCUGCACCGGCAUGGUCUGGCUUGGUCACUGCAGCCAAGCUCCAGCUGUCACCACUCUGGAGCAGCGGCCAUGCUCGGGGCCAUGAGCACUGACCUGCCCUCAAGGGCUCCGUGAGUGCUGUGCAGGGGGGUGAGAGUGCGGCUGGGGCCGGGGCCAGCCAGCACACAUGGGGCCACUCUUGUCCCCACGUGCCUGCCCCUGGCAAGCCACGGCCGGUGUGGAGGCUGCAGGCUGGUCCCUGCCACCUUGCCCCAGGGCUGUGUCCCCUGUGCCCUGCAGUGUCCCUGCACUUGGGGGCUUUGAACACACACGUGGGUGAGCCCAGGGGGAGGACGGGGCCAGGGGCAAGGCUGGGGCCUGUCCAGGAGCAGCGCAAUAAGCCCAUCAUGUGUGGAAGGGGACGGCGGCGGCCCCAAGAAACUCUCAGGCACCGUGCAGUACCUUGGCACAGAGCGGCCCAGGGCCCAGCAGGAGCACUGGUGGUCUGUAGCUUGGGGGGACCAGUCUCUGUGGCCACAGUGGCACUGGGCGGCACUGGGGAGUGAGGCACAAAGCUGUCUGGCCAUGUGAGCCCCCCUCACACACACACACACACACAAUUUCACUGUGUCCAUGGCUCAGCCUCAGUGUUCAACACGGCUGCAGGAUGGGCACUUUCAUGGCUCAGUUUUAGAAUCACCGCAUGGUUUGGGUGGGAAGGGACCUUAAUGCCCACCUUCCCCAGCCCCCUGCCAUGGGCUCGC